AUGAAAAGCUUUGUUGGUUUAAUAAGUGGCGGUAAAGACAGUUUUUACACAAUAGAGCUACUCAAACGAGAAAAAUACAAUCUUGUUGCGCUCGUGUACAUUAAAAGCGCGGAAAUAGACUCGUACAUGUACCAGACAGUUGGUCACGAAAUGAUCCCCUUCUAUCGACAGGUGCUAAAUGUACCAAUUUAUAUCUGCGAGACGAACAGAAAAGCAAUAAAUACUGACAAAGAGUACACCACUACCCCCGAGGAUGAGGUUGAGGUGAUAUACGAGUAUCUUUUGCAGCUACAAAAGAAUGUAGCUUUCGAGUGCGUCAGUGUGGGUGCUAUCAAGAGCUAUUACCAGUAUAACAGGAUCAAAAACGUAUGUGAUAGGCUCAAUCUUGGUGUUCUGGCACCUUUGUUCAACCUGGAACAGAGGGCCAUCUACGAUGCAAUUGUUGAGUGCAUGGAUGUGGUUUUUGUCAAGGUGGCGUGCACGAAUCUGGGUAAAGAGAUUGUGGGAAGGAAAUUGAAUGUGAUCAGGGGAAUGGAGAUGGAUAACUGGUGUGGGGAAGGUGGCGAGUAUGAAACUGCCGUAUUAGAUGCGCCAUUUUUUGAAAAGAGGUUGGUUAUAAAAGAUUACGAGAUUGUGCACCAUCCCGAGGAGGAAGAUAAGGAGAAGACGGUGUUUCUCAUGAAAAUAAAUGAGGUUGAAGUGCACGAUAAAUAAAUGGGGUUGAAGUGCACGAUAAACUAGGGCUGAUCGAUCCGUAACACGAUAAAUAGGGCUGAUCGAUCCGUAACACG
Messenger RNA from Vavraia culicis subsp. floridensis, 791 nucleotides. RefSeq lists its product as uncharacterized. The coding region runs from base 1 to 714 and encodes 237 amino acids. The transcript has a single exon. Gene Ontology annotation, molecular function: diphthine-ammonia ligase activity. NCBI's taxonomy places the organism in Eukaryota, Fungi, Microsporidia, Pleistophoridae. The record is from RefSeq and is a predicted model, not a curated record. Gene Ontology annotation, biological process: protein histidyl modification to diphthamide.